GGUUUGACGUCUUUGAAGUGGGUUUGAGACGGGGAUUUUCAACGUCACGAAUUUGAUAGGUAGAAGAGGGUAUUUUGAGUUUCGGAGAAUGAAGAGGGGUAUGGAGGAGUGAUAUCAUGAGUGGUACUAGUAUUAAUGUGAGGUGCUUGGCCAGCACGAGAUGCGGUCAGCAAGAGAUAGGUGAGGGCCAGGGGGAUGGCGAGGCGCAAGGUAGUGAGGUUGUGGAAGGGGUGGAGAAUGAUGGAUCAGAAGAUGAAGGUGAUGCUGUUCAGUCUUCCAGCCCAUCACCCUCCAACAUUUCAUCUUCGUCAUCGUCUCCAUCAUCAGCUACUCAACGUCUACGAAACACUCACCACACAAGCUGUGUGCAAGAAGCACAACUCUCGCCAGAUGGAAGCUGCAUCUUCACCUCGGACUACAACCGUUCCUUCUCCGUCUAUCCUGUCUCCAACGACAUUGGAUCCCAGACCAGCGCCCAGAGCCUCACGCCCUAUGCGUCUUUCCCCUCGCCUAACCCCAUCUGGGCCUUUGCUGCCAACCCACUCUUCAACUUGCAAGACGCCAAUAGCACAACCGUGCUUGUCAGUCGUCGAGACUCUUACGUCACAUUACACAAUGCCCUAUGGGACAUUUCUCGAACCUACACCCACGAGGAAAAUCCGCCUCCAGCUCCCAGACCAGUCGACAUCUCGACUCCCCUUGCUUCAUACAAACUAAUCAACAACCUGACCGAAGCCGUCACCGCGCCCAUCAGUCUGACAUAUUCCCACGAUGGCGCCCACUUCUUCGGUGGCUCCCAGGAUAAAAUCGUAAUUUUUGACCUGCAAGAAACCAACAAACCCAUCCACACAAUCGCAACCAUACCUGCCCGCCGCAACAAACUCAAAGGCGGAGGCCGCGGCUUCAAAGGAUACAUCUCAGCGCUAUCCCUCUCCCCACCCUCACCAUCUUCGCGCGACGGCUUCCUAGCCGCCGGAUCACGCACCCGCCACAUCGGCAUCUACGAUCCCCUCAGCGGCGCCGAAGUCACCAGCUUCGGCCUCCCCGGCACAUCCAGCUGCGCCAAAUCCCGUAACGAGAAUCUGAAGGACAUCAUAGGAGACGGUGUAUCAUCGCUCAAAUGGAGUCCCUGCGGCAACUACCUCUACGUCGCCGAGCGCAACGCAGACGUGUUGCUCAUCUACGACGUUCGUAGUUUUUCCCUUGCGCUGGGGUAUUGCGUGGGUAGGAAGGCGCUGACGAAGCAGAAACUCGGGUUCGAUGUUUGGAAUGCGGGACAGUCGCCAUAUGAUGUUGAGGGGUUUUCGCAUGAGGUUUGGGCUGGGGGGACGGAUGGGAAGGUCAGGGUGUGGAGGGAUGCAUAUGCGAAGGAAGGCGCUGUGCUGCCGGAUGAGGUUGUUAGUGUGGGCAAGGAUGAUGAGCCGGUUGUUGCGUCGCUUGUUCAUCCAUCCGGGGGUUUGGUUGUGGUGGCGUCGGGGGUUAUACGUGUUAAGGAGGAAGAGGAAGAGCAGAGGGGUGUGCAGAGAGGUGGGGGCAUGAGACCGAGGUUUCGCGAAUGGGGGAAUCUUGAUAUUCUGGCGUUGGGAUAAGAAAGUCUGAAAAUGAAAUUCCUUUGGGGAUGCUCGUCACUGGCGAGUGUGCCGUCUGUUGUAAUUUGCUUUCUAUUACCUAUUUCGACAACAAGGGUGAAAAAACGUGACGAGGACUGCGAUGAAUAGACAAUACAUAGAUGGCAAUUUAGAUUACUGUAUCAAAUAAGCUGC
Messenger RNA from Bipolaris sorokiniana ND90Pr, 1763 nucleotides. RefSeq lists its product as uncharacterized. Lineage: Eukaryota; Fungi; Ascomycota; Dothideomycetes; Pleosporales; Pleosporaceae. The record is from RefSeq and is a predicted model, not a curated record. The transcript has a single exon. The coding region runs from base 117 to 1589 and encodes 490 amino acids. Gene Ontology annotation, molecular function: protein binding.